Molecule: messenger RNA, 5959 nt
Organism: Ceutorhynchus assimilis (cabbage seed weevil)
Lineage: Eukaryota; Metazoa; Arthropoda; Insecta; Coleoptera; Curculionidae
Source: the annotation of a GenBank genome assembly
CAAAAGAUGAGCCGCGUAUAAAAACGAACAUCCCAAUUUGGCGAAGAUCAGUACCAAUACUCAAAUUAAAGUGAGAGUGUUCGAAAUCGAGGUGUGCCACAAGACAAUUUUUUUUUAAUAUAAUUAGGCCUUAAGAUGUCUCCACUAGUCCUAGUGGGGAUAACACUCCUCACUACAGUCCUUGCGGACGUGAGUCACGUCCUCCAAGGACAAGCACAACCUCCACAAACUGCCGAUCCACAAGAAAUCAACAACGCUUUCUGGUGGCAACAAGAUGGUAGCCCACUGAAGGCCUCGAUUGAAUAUUAUAAAAAAUGCGCAGAAACUGGAAAAUGCGCUAUCAACAAAGAAGGUGAUAGCAUCAGUUCCAGUGGUUCUGCCAUCGAUGUCCAAAAGAAUGUUUUCUUAAAUGGAAACUUCGCCUCUGCUGGAGGUUCAGCCAAGUUUUCCGAAAGUCUCACCAAACCUGACGAUUUGCCAUCAUCAUCCCACAAGGGUGCUAAGGUUGAUUUGAGCAGCAAUCCUUUCUUGCAAGGAGGAUUUGCACAUGCAGGAGCUGCGCAGUGCGUCGGGAAUAAAGUAUGCGUCGCCAAAGAGAACUGCGUCAACGGAGUGGUAGUAAGAGGAGCUGUACAAAGCAAUAGCAACGCUUGCAACAAAAAUGAAGUUUGUUGCCAAUUGCCCUCACAACAAAAGAGCUCAUUGGCAGAACAUAUCAACGAAUUGAUUUUCACUUCUGGAAAAUCUAAAAUUAUUGGAAAAGAUGGACUUACCCCUGAACAAGUUAUGAUCGUUCACUCAGGUCAAGAAGGUAUCAGAAAACAAUUAAACUUUAUUGGUGAUUUUGAUGGUUCCUCGACUAUUAAACCUGUAAGAGAUAUAACCGCAGCUGCCAGUGAUGCAGUUUACUCUAGCACCCCUGACUAUUCCAAUGUCAAUUUUGGUGACGAUGCCAGAUUUUCCAAUUUAGAUGGGCUUGACUAUUUACCACCCCAUCCUGAAACUUCAACCACUCCAAGACCAUCGUGUCCUCCCGGUCAGUAUCUGAACAAUUAUGGAAGAUGCGCUCCUGUUAAAGAGCCCUGCCCACCUGGUACAAGAGAAACUCCUUCCGGUGGAUGCGAGAAGCUGAAAAUCGAAUGUCCAUCUGGAGAAAGGCCGGGACCUUAUGGAGGAUGCGUGCCAAUCCAAACUCCACCACCACCAACUACUAGACCACAAUGUCCACCAGGACAAAGGCCUGGUCCAUAUGGAGGAUGUGUUCCAAUCCAAACUCCACCACCACCAACUACAAGACCACCACCACCACCACAAUGUCCUCCUGGUCAGAAACCAGGACCAUACGGAGGAUGUGUUCCAAUCCAAACUCCACCACCACCAACUACAAGACCACCACCACCACAAUGCCCCCCAGGCCAAAAACCCGGUCCAUACGGUGGAUGCGUGCCAAUCCAUACUCCACCACCACCAACUACUAGACCACCUCCACCAGAAUGUCCACCAGGACAGAGGCCUGGACCUUAUGGAGGAUGUGUUCCAAUUCAAACCCCACCUCCACCACCACCACCAACUACUAGGCCACCCUCACCACAAUGUCCUCCUGGUCAAAAACCAGGACCAUAUGGAGGAUGUGUGCCUAUUCAAACACCACCCCCACCAACUACUAGACCACCGCCACCUCAGUGCCCCCCUGGUACAAAACAAGGCCCGUACGGAGGAUGUGUCCCGAUCGCAACUCCACCGACACCUACUGAAAAACCUUAUUGUGGAGCUGGAGAAAGAGAAGGACCCAAUGGAGAAUGCAUUCCCAUAAAAGAAUGCGGACCCGGACAAAAAGAAACUCCGUUCGGAGGAUGUGAAAACGUUCCCACUCCAAGUCCAAGACCACAAUGCGGACCAGGACAGAAACCUGGUCCUUACGGAGGUUGUGUUCCGAUCCAAACCCCACCUCCACCACCACCACCAACUACUAGGCCACCACCACCACAGUGUCCACCAGGACAAAAACCCGGUCCUUAUGGAGGAUGUGUUCCUAUCCAAACACCUCCACCACCACCACCACCACCUACCACUAGGCCACCCCCACCACAGUGUCCUCCUGGACAAAAACCGGGUCCAUAUGGAGGUUGCGUUCCAAUCCAAACUCCACCACCACCAACUACCAGACCACCACCACCACAAUGCCCAUCUGGCCAAAAACCCGGUCCAUACGGUGGAUGUGUACCAGUUGCAACUCCUCCGCCUCCAACUCCCAGACCUCAGUGCCCGCCUGGCACGAAACAAGGGCCAUAUGGUGGAUGCGUUCCAAUUGCAACUCCACCAACACCUACUGAAAAACCAUACUGUGGAACUGGAGAAAGGGAAGGACCCAACGGAGAGUGUAUUCCAGUAGUAGUAUGUGGUCCUGGACAGAGAGAAACGCCAUUUGGAGGAUGUGAAAGUAUUCCAACACCUCCACCACCAACGCCAACACCUAUUAGUUGUGCACCAGGCUACCAACUUGGACCAUUUGGACAAUGUGUUCAGAUUCAAACUAGACCUCCACCACCACCUCCGACUACUAGACCACCACCACCACAAUGUCCCCCUGGCCAGAAACCUGGACCAUACGGAGGAUGUGUUCCAAUCCAAACAAGACCCCUACCACCACCACCCACUACAAGACCGCCACCACCGCAAUGUCCACCAGGACAGAAGCCUGGACCUUAUGGAGGAUGUGUUCCAAUCCAAACCCCACCCCCACCACCACCACCAACUACAAGGCCGCCACCACCUAGUUGUCCACCCGGUCAAAGGCCCGGACCCCACGGAGGAUGUGUUCCAAUCCAAACUCCACCCCCACCACCACCACCAACGACUAGGCCACCACCACCACAGUGCCCAUCAGGACAAAGGCCUGGCCCAUACGGAGGAUGCGUACCAAUUCAAACUCCACCAACACCAACUCCAAGGCCUCAGUGUCCGCCAGGCACACAACAAGGUCCAUAUGGUGGAUGCGUUCCAAUUGCAACUCCGCCAACUCCAACUGAAAAACCGUAUUGUGGCGCUGGAGAAAGGGAAGGACCCAACGGUGAAUGUAUUCCAGUUGUGAAAUGUGGACCUGGACAAAAAGAAACACCGUUCGGAGGUUGUGAAAAUAUUCAAACUCGUCCACCACCACCGCCUGUUACUUGUGCACCAGGAUACAAACCUGGACCUUUCGGACAAUGUACUAUAAUUCAAACUCCACCUCCACCAACUACUAGGCCACCACCACCACAGUGCCCUCCUGGACAAAGACCUGGACCAUAUGGAGGAUGUGUUCCAAUCCAAACACCACCCCCACCACCACCGCCAACUACUAGACCACCCCCACCACAGUGUCCACCAGGACAAAGGCCUGGUCCUUAUGGAGGAUGUGUUCCAAUUCAAACACCGCCUCCACCACCACCGCCAACCACCAGACCACCCCCACCACAAUGUCCACCAGGACAAAAGCCUGGUCCUUACGGAGGAUGUGUUCCAAUCCAAACACCACCCCCACCGCCACCACCAACUACUAGACCACCACCACCACAGUGUCCACCAGGACAAAAGCCUGGUCCUUACGGAGGAUGUGUUCCAAUUCAAACACCACCUCCACCACCACCGCCAACUACUAGGCCACCACCACCUCAGUGCCCACCUGGACAAAGGCCUGGUCCUUACGGAGGAUGUGUUCCAAUUCAAACACCACCCCCACCACCGCCGCCAACUACUAGGCCACCACCACCUCAGUGCCCACCUGGACAAAGGCCUGGACCAUACGGAGGUUGUGUUGAUAUAGCAACACCUCGACCAGUAUGCCCACCAGGCUCUUUCCCGACACCGUCUGGAGGAUGUCAAAGACCAACUCCACCGCCUACACCACCACCAACGCAACCCUGUCCUCCUGGUACCGUUAAAUCUCCUUCCGGAAGAUGCGAAACUCCUCCACCUCCCCCAAGGCCAAUCUGUCCUUCCGGUAGCUACCUGGGUCCCUCUGGAAAUUGCGUUAGACCACCUCCCUCAACAACAUCAAGAACUUACCUUCCGCCAAACACACCGCCAACCACUGGCAGACCAGGAUACAGCUAUCCCACACCGUCGCCACCAUUCGAAUAUGAAAGUACACCUUACCAACCAGACAGAACCGGUGAAUCCGGUAACAACGAGCCAAGCUACAUAAGACCAAGUACUCAGAGACCAACUCGCCCUACAUCGGGACCCAGGCCCACCUCACCAAAUUACAAUAGUGGCAACAAUACUUAUUCCGACGAGUUGAUUCCUGUUGGAUGUGCUGCUGCCUUGAAAUGCGUACAAGAAAUCUAUUGUACCGCUGAUGGUCUGGUUAGUCCUGUACCUGUGGUUCUUACCAAGGAACAAGAGUUGUUGAGAGCACCUACAACGGUUUGUCGUGACAUCGAAUCAGGUUCCCUUGGUAAAUGUUGUAGAGAUCCAAACUAUCAAGACCCAUGGCCGUCAGCGAAUCUUGUUAACGGCGAAGACGAUGGUGCUUAUGCCGAAGAUGAUUCCAUUGGACAAUACAGAGCGGACUACAAUCGCAUAUCCAGAUCAGCUCGUUCUAGAAAAACUAGGACCAAAAGGCAGGCUGAAGAGUGUGGUGUCAGAAAUCCGCAUUCCAGUCCUCGAGGAAACCACCCAAUCGAUGCCGAUUUCGCUGAAAUUUCUUGGCAAGCAAUGAUCCUUAGGGAUUCAAACAGGAGUUUACUUUGCGGAGGAGCUAUUAUCAGAAAAAAUGCUGUCCUAACUGCAGCUCAUUGUGUUGAAGGAUUGGAUACGUCUGAUAUUCUAAUUAAAGGUGGCGAAUGGAAAUUGGGAAUCGACGAGGAGCCGCUGCCAUUCCAAAUAGUUAAAGUAGCUGCCAUUUUGAGACAUCCAGAUUUUAAGGCUGGAUCGUUGCAAAACGACUUGGCUGUGCUAGUUUUAGAAGAAAACUUGAGAUUUACCAAGAAUAUUGGACAGAUUUGUUUGCCCGAACCCAAUCUAAUUCCUACUCAAAACUGUAUUGCUACUGGAUGGGGAAAAAGGAUUUUACAAUUACACGCCAGAAAUGCUCUUAUGCAUAAAAUAGAGUUGAACAUCAUGGACGUGCAACAAUGUCAACAAGUUAUGGGCGAACAUUUCCCCAACUCAUUAUCCAACUACAACACAAACACUCUUUGUGGAUUUUCAGAUAUCGACCAAUGCAGAGUCGAUUACGGAAGUGCUUUGGCUUGCGCAGAUGAAUCAGGUCGUUACACACUAAGCGGUAUUUAUUCCUGGGACACUGGCUGCAAGCAACAAGGGCAAAUUGGUGGUUAUGUGGCCCCUGAUGUGGAAUGGAUAGAUAACGUAUUGUCCACGCCGCUGAGACAACUCAAACAUAUCGAUAGAGAAUACAAUACUGCCAGAAUACAACAACUAGUAGCGUGAAAAACUAUUAUUUUUUAGUUAAUUUUUUUUUGUUAAUAAUUUUAUAUGAGUUUUUUCUUAGUCACCUAUGUAAAUAGAAAAUUUUGUUACCUUUAUUAUUAACAAUAAAAUUAGGUUAAGUUUUAAGUUUUUGAUGAUGAAAUUAAUUCUUUUGUUUGCGCCAAUCAGAUAUCUCAUCAGUUGUUGGACCACUUCUUGUGGUGGAGCAAAAACAUCAAGUACGGUUCAACUUUGUAAAAAAAACAUUCAAGAAAUGCCAUAUUAUUUUCGCGCAGAAUAGUAAAUCAAAUGCACUGCCCAACAAUGUAGGUAAUCCUUCUUGAACUUUGUUUUAGUUACCUAUAACUAUAAUUGGGUGAUUUUUUUAUUUAUUAUAGGUAUUUUUUUGUAUAACUUUAUCCAUUGAAAAUACCAGUCAGUAUAAUGCUCAAAAAAACCUAAAUACCUAUAUUUAUACAAAUUAUAUAAAAAUAUAUUUAUUGUACAGAUACUUAUAAAUAGGAAAUAAACUACAAAAAUUAUAACA